GAGAGAGAAUCUUCCUCAUUCAUCUCAUCUCUUAAACAAAGAAAGUUCGGGUUUAGGAUGAAGAGCCCUCUCUUUUUGUUACUGUCUGUCAGUUUUUCUUAUGCAUUUCCCACACAUCCAGGAAACAGGAAUGAAGAACAAAAUAUGCAGCUUUUACAGGAAUACCUAGAACAGUUCUAUGAACUAGAACAUGAACCAAAGCCACGAGCCUGGAAAAGCAGCAAUUCCUUAGAGGGCAAAAUCCGACAAAUGCAAGAAUUUUUUCGGCUGAAUGUGACGGGAAAGGCAGAUGCUGACACAUUAGCUGUUAUGCAGCAACCAAGAUGUGGCAUGCCAGAUAUCGCUAGCUUUGCUUUGGCUCUCCCUGGAUGGAGUAAAACCAAGCUUACAUACAGGAUCUUGAAUUACACGCCUGAUAUGAAAGCAGCUGAUGUGGACAGAGCCAUUCAAAGGGCACUCAGUGUCUGGAGCUCUGUGACUCCUCUGACAUUUACGAGGAUUCAUCAAGGGACAGCAGACUUGAAGAUUGCGUUUGCAACUGGAGUACAUGGCCGCUGUCCUCAGCCCUUUGCAGGGGCCUUCCCAGCCCUCGCACAUGCUUUCCCCCCGGGCUAUCCUUUCCGUGGAAACGUCCACUUCAACGAGGAUUACAACUGGGCUGCUGAUUCAGAUACUGAAGUGAAUAAUUCACCAUAUCUAAUGAGAUUCAACUUGUUCCUUGUUGCUGCUCAUGAGAUUGGCCAUGCUCUUGGGCUUGCACAUUCUGAUGACCCACGAGCACUGAUGUUCCCAUACUUCAAGUCCACUCUCUCUGUUGAUUUCCCUCUCACCCAAGAUGAUAUUGAUGGCAUUCAAGCAAUCUAUGGACCUUCACCUCACCCACCAAAGGAGCCAGUUAAACCAACUUUGCCUAAGGCCUGUGACCCUAAGACAUCAUUUGACGCUGUCACUACGCUGAGACAGGAAGUUAUGUUCUUAAAGGGCAGGUAUGAUGAAAACAGUCGAUCCAUGGACAGGGGGUAUCCAAGAAAGACAAGAGAAGAUUUUCCUGGGAUUGGCCCCAAGGUUGACGCUGCUUUUCAGCAUAAUGGAUUCUUCUAUUUCUUCCAUAAGUCAAAGCAGUGGGAGUUUGACCUAAAUAACAAACGAGUGACUCGUGUAAUGAAGAGCAACAGCUGGCUUAAUUGUUAGCAUUAAACAACUUAGUAUUUAGCAGGGCUUUUUUGUAGAAAAAGCCCAGCAGGAACUCAUUCGCAUAACAGGCCACAU
This is a messenger RNA of Gekko japonicus, 1269 nucleotides long. Its product is annotated as matrix metalloproteinase-27-like. Gene Ontology annotation, biological process: proteolysis; collagen catabolic process; extracellular matrix organization. Gene Ontology annotation, molecular function: metalloendopeptidase activity; zinc ion binding. The record is from RefSeq and is a predicted model, not a curated record. Bases 58 to 1191 code for a protein of 377 amino acids. Lineage: Eukaryota; Metazoa; Chordata; Lepidosauria; Squamata; Gekkonidae. Gene Ontology annotation, cellular component: extracellular matrix. The transcript has 9 exons.